AUAGUGGGAGGAAGAAGACGAAGAAGACGGUUGUGAGGAUAUGUCAAAGUUUACCUGAGCGUUCAGUUCAAUUUGAUCGUUUCAGGCACCGAGAUGGGGCUCAUGGCAGGGAGAAGCUUCUUAAGUCUGCUCUUCCUCGUUAUAUUCCUGGCCGAGGGUUAUUUUAGAUCGUAUCAUGUUGUGGCCCAUCACUGUGUGUGGUACGGUGAGUGCGGUGAGUCGACGGUGGCUGGAAAAAAGUACAACUGCAACUACACUGGUCCACCUAUGCCACUACAACCUGAUGGUUAUCAGCUUCUCACCGAGCUCUGUCCUGGGUACGACUAUGGAAACAAAAGUCUCUGCUGCAACGCUGACCAGUUGCGAACCCUCAAAGGCAGUCUCCAGCUGCCACUUCAGUUCCUGUCUCGGUGCCCGGCGUGUUUCUACAAUCUCAUGAACCUCUUCUGUGAGCUGACAUGCAGUCCCCACCAGAGUCAGUUUAUGAAUGUCACCAAUAUUACUGGCGUAGACGUAAGGGCAGUGGAAUACUAUAUUGGACAAACAUUUUCUAACGCCAUGUACAACGCAUGCAAGGAUGUCCAGGCACCAUCUAGCAAUGUGAAGGCCUUAUCUCUUCUGUGUGGCAAGACCGCAAAAGAAUGCAAUGCUACCAACUGGAUCCAGUACAUGUUCAGUACCAAGAAUGGACAGGCCCCUUUUCCCAUCGAGCCAGUAUUCACAGAUGUCCCGUUGGCUGGUUACACUCCCAUGAACAACAAUACAUACGCCUGUAACGAAAGCCUGGACGAUGGUUCAGGCCCGUGCUCCUGUCAGGACUGCACCAAGUCCUGCGGCCCGAAACCCGUACCUCCACCGCUCCCGCCUCCAUGGACCAUCCUUGGUAUCGAUGCCAUGGCCGUCAUCAUGUGGCUCUCCUACAUGGCCUUCCUGCUCAUUUUUUUUGGAGUUCUUCUGGGAGUUUGGUGUUACAGGAAAAGAGCUAUCACAUCUGAGUAUGGCCCCAUUUUGGACAGUAAUAACCCACUGUCGCUUAACGGUGAUGAUCCUGAUCAAGUAAAUGCAUCAUGCUGUGAAACGCUGGGUGAGCGUUUUGAGAAUGGCCUGCGGAUGCUCUUCAGCUCCUGGGGUUCCUUCUGCGUGAGGCAUCCAUUUCUCAUUCUCUUCUGCUGCCUGGUACUGGUGGGAGCCUCAGCUGGGGGCCUGGCCUACAUGCACAUCACCACUGACCCUGUUGAGCUCUGGUCAUCUCCCAAGAGCCAAGCUCGUCAAGAGAAGGAUUACUUUGACAAACACUUUGGACCUUUCUUUAGAACUGUGCAGCUCAUCAUAACUACUCCACUCAUGCUCAAUGAGACCUACGAUCCGUAUUUAGGAGGACCAUCUAUCCCAUUCGGUUCGGUUCUGAACAAAGAGCUCCUGCAUCAGGUCCUGGAUCUGCAGCUUGAAAUUGAAGGCCUCGUAGCCUCAUAUAAUCAAGAAUCCGUUACCCUGAAGGACAUCUGCUUGGCUCCUCUGGCCCCGUACAAUGACAACUGUACAAUCCUUAGUGUCCUAAACUACUUCCAGAACAGCCACGCUGCACUGGAUCACUAUAUGGGAGAUGAAUUUUAUAUCUGGGCUGACUAUCAUGACCACUUCCUCUACUGUGUCAGUGCCCCAGCUUCCCUCAACGACACCACUAUGCUACAUGACCCUUGUUUAGGCACCUUUGGUGGCCCUGUCUUCCCUUGGCUUGCACUGGGGGGAUACGAUGACACAAACUACAACAAUGCCACUGCACUCGUGAUCACCUUUCCCAUCAACAACUAUUUGAAUGACACCGUCAGAUUGGAGAAAGCUCUGGCGUGGGAAAACGAGUUCAUCAAAUUUAUGAAGAACUUCAGCAACCCCAACCUGACCAUCGCUUUCAGUGCAGAGAGGAGCAUUGAAGAUGAAAUCAACAGAGAGAGCAACAGCGACAUCAACACUGUGGUCCUCAGCUAUGGCAUUAUGUUCAUCUACAUCUCCCUGGCCCUGGGUCACAUCCACAGCUUUAGAAGAGUGCUGGUGGACUCUAAGAUUUCCCUGGGUAUAGCAGGUAUCCUGAUUGUGCUGAGCUCUGUGGCCUGCUCACUGGGGAUCUUCAGCUACUGUGGUGUCCCGCUCACGCUCAUUGUGAUUGAGGUCAUUCCCUUCCUUGUGCUGGCUGUUGGAGUGGACAACAUCUUUAUCAUAGUACAGACAUACCAGAGGGAUGAGCGGAUGCCACAGGAAGAACUCCACCAGCAGAUCGGUCGUAUUCUUGGAGACAUCGCCCCGAGCUUGUUUCUGUCCUCCUUCUCUGAGACCGUCGCCUUCUUCCUGGGAGCGCUGUCCAGCAUGCCAGCAGUCAGGACGUUCUCCAUGUUUGCUGGCUUGGCUGUUUUUAUUGAUUUCCUUUUGCAGAUCAGUUGCUUUGUCAGCUUGCUCGGUCUGGACGCUAAAAGGCAAGAGAGGAAUCGACUUGAUGUCUUCUGCUGCAUGACGCUGCCAGAAGGCCAGGAAAGCAAAACAGAUGGCUUCCUGUUCCGGUUUUUCAAGAAAGUCUUCGCCCCAUUCAUCCUCACGGAGUGGGUGCGACCAGUCAUAGUGGCAGUGUUUGUGGGAAUGCUCUCCUUCAGUAUUGCUGUGGUGAAUAAAGUUGAGAUCGGACUGGACCAGAAAUUAUCCAUGCCAGAUGACUCGUAUGUGUUGGACUACUUCAAGAACAUGAGCGAGUAUCUCCACACCGGAGCACCUGUUUACUUUGUGGUAGAGGAAGGUCUCAACUACAGUAGCCCAGAGGGUCAGAAUGCUGUUUGUGGAGGGGUGGGGUGUAACAACAACUCCCUGGUGCAGCAGGUCUACACAGCUUCACUUCUUAGCAACUACACAAGCAUUGCGAGCACACCAUCCUCCUGGCUCGAUGACUACUUUGAUUGGGUGAAGCCUCAGUCCACCUGCUGUCGGUACUACAACACCACCGGGGCCUUCUGCAAUGCCUCCGUGGUAAACUCGUCCUGUGUAUCCUGUCGGCCGAUGACUCCCAGUGGAAAACAGAGGCCUGAAGGAGAAGACUUCAUGCACUUUUUACCCAUGUUUCUGUCUGACAACCCCAACCCCAAAUGCGGAAAAGGUGGCCAUGCAGCCUAUGCCACAGCAGUUGACCUGUAUCCCAACAACACAGGGGUAGGAGCCACGUACUUCAUGACUUACCACACCAUCCUAAAGGAGUCCUCAGAUUAUACAGAGGCUCUGAAAAUGGCUCGAAUCCUGGCCAAAAAUAUCAGUCAGUCCAUGGACCACAAAGUUUUCGCCUACAGCGUCUUCUACGUGUUUUACGAGCAGUACCUCACCAUCAUGAAUGACACUAUUCUGAACCUGUGCGUCUCGCUGGCAGCCAUAUUUGUGGUGACAACAGUGCUGCUGGGCUUCGAGCUGUGGGCAGGCGUCCUGGUCAGCAUUACCAUCGCGAUGAUUCUGGUCAACAUGUUCGGUGUCAUGUGGCUGUGGGGCAUCAGCCUCAAUGCAGUGUCACUUGUGAACCUGGUUAUGAGCUGUGGGAUCUCGGUGGAGUUCUGCAGUCACAUCGUGCGAGCCUUCACCGUCAGCGUGAAGAACAACAGAGUGGAGCGUGCUGAGGAGGCCCUAGCUCACAUGGGCAGCUCAGUUUUCAGUGGGAUCACAUUAACAAAAUUUGGAGGCAUCUUAAUUCUGGCACUUUCCAAGUCGCAGAUCUUCCAGGUCUUCUAUUUUAGGAUGUACUUGGCCAUAGUGCUGCUGGGAGCGGCGCACGGCCUCAUCUUCCUCCCUGUACUGCUCAGCUAUAUAGGUCCAUCAGUGAACAAAGCAAAGGUGUUUGCCGCUAAGAAGCGCUGGUCUGGCACAGAAAGGGAGUGCCUACUCAACUACUAGCAGCUUGCUUGAGCCACUGAACAAUGAACUAACUAUUUGUCUGUGAGCGACGUGUGUGGGUGUGAGCGCGAGCAAUUUCUGUGAUCACUGACGCACUCAUCGUCAUUGCCACUACUAUGCAUGGAUUUAACUCAGGAAUACACUUUGGGAAUGGGAGCGCCAGAGGCCUUGCCCGAAUACAUACUUACCGAACUUCCUCAGAAGACUUUGGAUCCCACCAAUCCUGCUCCUUCCUCUUCCGCCUACUCACACUACAGGAUAAGUAUGACUUCAGAGUUUGAAGCUUGAGCAACAUACCACAGAACAGACACUUUGCCAGUCUGAAUGUGGGAGAUUCACCGCCCCCGGCAUCAUUUUACAGACAAACCCUCAGUCAGUUCCAAAUGGUGCGUGUGGUUCUGAUUUGAGAAAACUAAAAAGGGUGAUACUGGUUACUUUUAUUAUAAAUGUAUAUAGCAGGAAAACAUGUAAAUGGAUUUUGUGAAAGCAGGACUUUUAUAUAACUAUUUGAUAUUAUACAACAUUAGAGCUAAUGAUGAUAAUGGCAUCACAGGCUCUUAUGAUAUCUGGCAUUAGCAUGAAUCAUAACUUCAGCUUCACAUCACACAAAACAACACAUCAAGCAAAUAAUGAUCCAUCACAUUUUCCAAAUCCAGCGAUUUAACCCCAGUGGGCUGCGUGUAAACAUUAUCUAAGGUUAAUCGGGUUUAACAGAGCAAUACAGAAACUGCAGCUCACACUAUGCUUAGCAGCAGCGUUAAAGAAAGAUGACAUUUUCUGCAUCUGGUGGAUGUAAACGCCAUCGGUGUUGAAACACUGUGACACAAAGCCCAACCAAAACAUUCCAUAUAUGUGCAUUCCGCAUUGUUUGCUUCCACAUUGGUAGUUAUCGCUUUUUACUUUCAAACCUGCUUAUUUAUCUUUAGUGCCUCAAGCGACUGCAGAUGUGGAUUGUUGGACUUAAAUGCAGCCAGAAUGCAUGUUGAUGCCAGGUGCAAAGGGAGCCAUGGUGCUUAGAACGGUUUUAUAUUGAAGUGUUUAGAUACAUUUUACAGUUACAGUGCAACGUGUUGCAUCAAGAAGGUGGAGAGAUGCGGCUUCACAUUCAGCCAUGAAAAAGCAGGACUGAAUUAGAAUACAGUUAUUAUUCGUGCUCAUCUAGAGUCAUCCCUUCACCUUUUACUUUUAUUAUUUAGUUGAUUUUAACUAUUAAUGUUUUGUUACUAUGCAUUACUGUCUUAGAAUUCCUUCUGGUGUCCUUUUAAAAACAAAAACAAUUAAUUUGUGGGCACUCUGAAAUCAUAACUACAUUCCAGGACCUUGUUCGCUCGCUUCACCCAGGUCACAGCACGUCUGAUACGGGUGACGGCGUCUCUCCAUCAGAGGAGGUGAACUUUUUUUUUUUUUUUUUUACCCACGGUAUACUCUGCUGACACAUUGAUACCUCCCAUUGCUUUCCAUUUAUUGUUCUGUGUUUGUUUUUUAGUGAUGCAGUGAUAUUGUUUGGAAUUUAAACUGGAUGUGAAGAAUGCUUUUGCACAGCUGAUGUAAUCAUUAAUAAUGAAUUUAUGGUGUUUUUGUUUUCUUUUAAUAGAGCUGUGCUUUAACACAGAGUUAAUCGCAUCUAAUAAUGAUGAAUUUUGUUGUGAAAACUGAAUUUAACAAACCUUUGGGAAUUUUAAGUUUUGAAAUAUUUUAAAAAUAAAAUAAAUAGUACUUUUAAAAAUACUGCAGAGCCUACUUCAUGUUGUUUUCCAAGUAUAUGCUAUAAAUCUUGCUGAUGUAGCUUGUUGUUGUUGUUGUUGUUGUUGUUGUUUUUCAUUAUUUUCAGUGCUGUGAACUGUAACUGUAGCAGACACUAAUGUAGCAUAACCCACUCAGUAAAUGUAGCCGAGGCUGCUCAGACUGACCACUGUGUGGCGCCUGAAUCCAUGCACUGAGCUCUGUCUGCAUCACGCUCUCAGUAAUGUAGUGGAAGUGACCUAAUUUUUAUGGUUUGCAGAGAAGCGGUCCUGCAGUGCUUUUAAUUAGUCAGUGAAUUAGUUUUCUGCAGCAUGUCACUAUUUCACAGCUACACAGACGUCUUAAUGGAGCUGGUUGUUUAGCAUCUAAGUUUUGCAGCUUUUUGGAAAUCAACACAAACACUUUGGGGGCCAUCAGUCACAGUCGCAUCCCAUUUGAAAGCAGUUGCCAAACCUAGAGCUGUCUUCUUCCUGCCAGCAUGUGUUGUUGUGACUGUCUGUCGAGCGCUGUUGUCACACAAUCCUCCAGCUCAUGACUUAUUUAUCCACUGCCCCGUGAGAGCAGGGAGUGUUCUUUGAAUCAGGCAGACAGGUUGUCGGAGUACUAUUAUGUAAGAUGUGCGAGGCUUGCCUCUCACUGGACUCUGACCUGUCCUCAUCUUUCAUUAUGACAGAGACAGAUGUGCACAGUAAGGAUAUUUUAGAAAACGGGAAGCAUGGCAAACAUUUCGCUGCAACCCUUUGUGUGUGGCUAAAAUCAGUUGGUGUGAAAUUAUUUCCUCUGCACUCCUAUACAAGAAUAUCUCUUAAAUACUAGACAGACAAAUUUUGCUUGGUAGUAACGCCCAAAAUAGAUGAUGACUCAUGAUUAUUCCUGAAACCCGAAACCUGAAACUAAAGUGAAAAUCGAAAAUUGUGGUCUGGAAUUGAAACUAAAGAUUAGUUGAUUUACUAGUGUGAUUGUAAUCCAUAACUUACCGGCAGCCCAAUAAAA
Molecule: messenger RNA, 6651 nt
Organism: Oreochromis niloticus (Nile tilapia)
Lineage: Eukaryota; Metazoa; Chordata; Actinopteri; Cichliformes; Cichlidae
Gene: npc1
Product: Niemann-Pick disease, type C1
Exons: 25
Coding region: 94-3915 (1273 amino acids)
Biological process (GO): cholesterol homeostasis; intestinal cholesterol absorption; sterol transport
Cellular component (GO): plasma membrane
Molecular function (GO): cholesterol binding; lipid carrier activity
Source: RefSeq, a predicted model, not a curated record